Molecule: messenger RNA, 1248 nt
Organism: Alternaria burnsii
Lineage: Eukaryota; Fungi; Ascomycota; Dothideomycetes; Pleosporales; Pleosporaceae
Exons: 3
Coding region: 1-1248 (415 amino acids)
Source: RefSeq, a predicted model, not a curated record
AUGGGUUACGAAUACAUCAACGUUACUUCGUGCUUGGUCACUGGUAUCGUCCUCACAGCCGCGACUGUCAUUGCAGUCGCCCUUCGAGUGAGUGUAGCAGCAGAGAAGGCCGUCAAAUCCAGAGAUAGGCGAUUCAACAAGCAUCUCGACGACUUCUUCUGUCUCCUUGCUCUUCUCCCAACCAUUGGUGUCUCUACCGUUAUGAUCUAUGGUGCAGCCAAGGGAAUCAUUGGCGGACACAACGGCCCGGAUAAUAUCGAGGGUUGGAUCUACAGCACCACACCAGAACUGGUAAUUCUCGAAAAAUGUGUGUACAUGAUUUUUAUCAUGCAGCCGCUCGCUAUUGGUCUCACGAAACUCGCUUUCUUGUUCCUCUACCGUCGCAUCUUCACAUGGCCUGGCUUCCAGUGGACUUCUCUGGUCUUUAUCGUCCUCACUGUCGCUUUCACAAUUGCCUUCUUCUUCGGCUUCAUCUUCGACUGCCGUCUGAACUUUGCCGCCAAUUGGGGCUCUCUGGCAAGCAUCGCCGAGAAUUGUCCUUUUGGUUUCGAGGCAACAAUCGCGUUUACGGUUCUCGAUGCCGUUUUUGAUCUGUGCAUCUUGCUUCUGCCCCUUCCUUGGAUCUGGCGUCUGCAAAUGCCCACUGUUCGCAAGAUCCAGUUGUGCGGUAUCUUCCUACUCGGAGGAUUUGCUGUCGCUUCUGCCAUCGUUCGCAUGGUCAUCUGUAUCAAGCAGAACACACCCUCUGCUGCACUUGAUCAGCAGUUCAUCAUGGGCAUGCCCACUUACGAUAUCACUGGCAUCACCUCGCACGGUCUCUUCUGGACUGUCGUUGAGACCAAUGUCGCCCUCAUUGCCUGCUGCCUUCCCAAGCUACGACCCGUGCUCAGCAUGGCCGGCCUGGGAAGUCUCAUGGUUUCCAUGGGCUCUCUCCUUCAGAGAAUGGGCUCCAGCAUGGGUACUCAGAACUCUAACAGUGCCAGCAACGGCAGUGGCCAGUUCAGCAAGAUCUCAGCUGCUACUGUCGUCACAGUUGGCAGCAAACCCCGCAGCCAGUUGGGCCAUUACCGCUCGCAGGAGAAGGACCGCACUGGUAGCGAUAUCAGCCUCGUCGAGAUGGGCAACAAAGUCGAAGCAGCGGCUGUGGUAGAGAAGCAGGUGUCGCCUGACCCUUACGACACAUACGAGGUCGAUCUUGAGGACAGGAAGUACCUGGGUAGGAAUUCACCAAGCAGGUUUUCCCAGUGA